Messenger RNA from Brassica oleracea var. oleracea, 519 nucleotides. RefSeq lists its product as uncharacterized. The transcript has a single exon. NCBI's taxonomy places the organism in Eukaryota, Viridiplantae, Streptophyta, Magnoliopsida, Brassicales, Brassicaceae. The record is from RefSeq and is a predicted model, not a curated record. Bases 1 to 519 code for a protein of 172 amino acids.
AUGGGUGGAGUGGCAGCCCAUGAUCUGUUUGAUUCUGGUGCAUCUCACUGCUUUGUGCAACCCGAGAUGAUUGGAAUAGGGGAAUUUCAGAAAGAACCAAAAGAAGAAGUAAGAGUGGUUCGGGCAGCUGGUGGUCAGAUCAUGUACACUUCAGGGAAAAUCCGAAACGUCUUUGUGAUGAUCGGAGGAGUGAACAUGCCAGCCAACUUGGUCGUUUGCCCAGUGAAAUCAUACGAUGUGAUCCUUGGAAUGGAUUGGCUGAGUAAAUACAAGGCACAUCUUGAUUGUCAUCUUGACCGAGUUCAGUUUGAGAUAGGCAAUGGAAAGCUUGUCUAUCAAGGGGUCAAACCGACCAAUGGGAGUCUGAUCAUUUCAGCACUUCAAGCAGAAAGAAUGCUGGAAAAAGGAUGUGAGGCUUAUCUGGCUGCAAUCACAACUGUGGAAGUCGGACCUGAUGCUGAGUUGGAAGGGAUUCCGAUUGUAAAGGAGUAUGAUGACGUGUUUGAAUCUUUGACAUGA